This is a messenger RNA of Alternaria atra, 876 nucleotides long. RefSeq lists its product as uncharacterized. The record is from RefSeq and is a predicted model, not a curated record. NCBI's taxonomy places the organism in Eukaryota, Fungi, Ascomycota, Dothideomycetes, Pleosporales, Pleosporaceae. The transcript is spliced from 2 exons. The coding region runs from base 1 to 876 and encodes 291 amino acids.
AUGGGGCGAGUGCAACUCUACUGCCCGUCUACGAAGAAGACGGUCGACGGAUUCGUCAUCGGCGCAUUCCAGAAUCUGGAGCAAGUCCUGCAAGGCGUACGACUCGCACUUGACAUCAAGUACGCGGCGCUGUACACCAUCGAGGCGAAACCCAUCAACGGACCCAGUACGCUCGAAGACGACGAGCGGCUAUUAAUCGCAGCGAGUGAGGAGGAGACGAUGCUGCCCGAUGCACCACCUGAAUGGGUUCUGUACGACGGCGAAGAGGGCGACGAUGUCGACCCAGAUAUUGAGGGCUAUGGCCAAGAAUGGGAUAAUCUAUCUGAUCACGAGAAGUGUCUACAUAUCACCAAUCUCAACAAGCAGAAGCCUGCGACUCGGAACAGGCUACGCAUCACUCGCCCUUACAAGUCGGUUCAAGCAGACUUUCCUUCCAUUGACUACAACUCAAUCCCACCACACAUUAGGAUUGCCGAGGAUUACACCAACAUCGAACAGCGCUGGGGUAUCAAUGUCGAGCACCUCAUUCCUGCCUCCAUGAAACCCAAAUCCUUGGCCCCAAAACCUAGCCAGAAGAGCAUCGGCGUGCUGAUUUUAACUGCCAUCAGUGUUCUCUCUAGCUUUACCCAUGGUCAGUCCCGACUAGCUCUGGAGGUCCUGGAAGAAGCCGUCGCGCUACGCACUCAAGAAGAUCAGGGUGACAACAAGGAUCCCGUGUUGCAGAAGCAGGAUGUGCUCAACGCUAUUGCCAUCAUAUAUGAACGAGCUGAUGUCAUCCCCGAGAAACUGAUAAAGGCAAAGAGUGGGAAAUCAAAGGAGCGUGAGAAGCGAAAGGCGGCUAAGAUCAAAAAGAAGUCUAGCGACUCGAGCACUUGA